Molecule: messenger RNA, 1804 nt
Organism: Histoplasma capsulatum G186AR
Lineage: Eukaryota; Fungi; Ascomycota; Eurotiomycetes; Onygenales; Ajellomycetaceae
Exons: 4
Coding region: 1-1752 (583 amino acids)
Source: RefSeq, a predicted model, not a curated record
AUGACAACGCGAAUCGAGAAUGUCCUCGCUGCUAGAGACGCUUCCCUUAGAGAUGAGAAUGACUGGGAAGAGUUCGCCCUAACCGACGUCAAGGUUCUUGUUCCAGGCAAGACACGAUAUGCAAACGUCUUGUUUGCUUCGGUAGACAAUCCUGUUCGUGUCACAGGUCAAUUGGAAAUUGUAGAGGAAGAGCAGGAAGAGCUUGUCCUCGAUGACUCCUACCGAAACAAACGAGUCCUCAUUGAUAAUGUCACCCAUUAUGCCUACGGUCAGCACGACGAUGGCGAGAUCGGCUUGUGGGUUGCGGGCGUGGCAGGUUGGUUUUCUAUCUCGCCAGCCAGAGGAUAUAAACCGAUGUUCAACGAAAUGGUCGAAGCCAUUGAUCUUCUAUAUUUUCUCGCGGAUAAGCACCAGAAGAGCCGGAAGCGGGGUAAAAAAUGGAACCCAAAAGUAGACUAUCUUUUUGAUGAGUAUACCAAGCAUACCAAUGGGACCUGCGAGGACGCGGAGGACUCAGCGGAGGUGUUCUACAAACACCACGAGUUCCUCAUUAACCAGAUGGUACGGGGUAAGGAGAAUGUGGAUUGGGCUUCGACUCCCAUUUAUGCUCACCUACGUGAACUGUAUCUGGAUGUAUUCGAGCGGGCUGAGGCAGCUGCUGACGAGGCCCAAGAGAAGAGUGAAUCAGACGAAGAAUCAGAUGUGUCACCCGAUGCCUCGGCCGUGGGAAAGGCCCAAGCUGAUACAAUUUUCGAGGUUGUUUUGGAUAUGAAAGAAUCGGGCCUUCUCUCUAAACGUCGGCUUAAUGUGACAACUGUUGCUGAAACGCUUCUAAAACGAUAUGAAAUGAGUUCUCUGACAUAUGCUCUGGAUUUGAUCCGUGCAAGAGCUGGAUUUCUCAUUGAGAUGAUGGAAGACGCACAAACGGCGACUUUUGACUGGUCUCAAAAAGCCAUAUAUCGACAACUAAAGGAUCUAGAAAAUUCUGGAAGCUUGCAGGGUAUCAGUGACACACCGCUACACCCUAGGCCACGAAGGUUGAACAGCUCCUCGUCUCCAUCUGCCGAAGAAAGCGAAGAUAAUGAAGAAAUUCAUGUUCCGAAAGGACGAAGGCGAAGGGUACGAAAAUCCCUGCUUCGCCCAAAAAUGAGUUCAGUUUCAGCGAAAGGGGCGGGGAAACGGAAUCGGCAAGCAAAGAUUGGAAAUACAGAUUCAGAGGAGGAAAUAGAGGAACUUUCGUCACCAAAUAAUACACCCUCGAAGAUCCGCGGACACCGCUUGGUUCAUGAUCCAUUGUCUGCGAAAGUAAAUGAGAGCACACGCUCGAUAGUUUCAGGAUCGGAUGUGGCUUCACUGAGGAAAACACCGAUGCAGGACAUCUUUGAGAGGUUGAUGACACCAAAUGCAAUCAUCAACAACAGCGAAAACGUAAAUCAGACAACAGAACCCCCUGACCACGUUGAAUUACCUGCGGAUACUUGGAUUUGUUCCAUCCAAGGAUGCGGAAAAACCAUAUACAAAGCUAGUUCGAAACGCUCGAAAGAAGCCAUUCUCGACCACUCACUCGUCCAUGCUGAGGACACCCAAACCAAGCUAAACCUUGUAUUCGCGGAACAACGCCAUAAUAUCAACGUCUCUGUAAGCCAUCUUGUCAGUCGCAUUCGGGAUUUUGGUGCUCACCAGGAAUCAGUGGGGACAUCUGAUAAGCCGGAGUUCCGCGGGCCAACUUCUCCAAAAAAAAUUAAGCUAUGAAACCGCAGUAGUACAGUUAUCUGCUGGACGAAAACAUAUACCCAUUAUCUCG